AUGGCGAAGGAGGAAGAUGAGGAGAAGAAAGCCAAGAAAGGGAAAAAGGGGAAGAAGGCCCCGGAGCCCGAGAAGCCCAAAAGGAGCCUGAAGGGCACAUCCAGGCUGUUCAUGGGCUUCCGAGAUCGCACCCCCAAGAUCUCCAAGAAGGGCCAGUUCCGGAGCGCCUCGGCUUUCUUCUGGGGCCUCCACAAGGGUCCCCAGAAGACCAAGCGGAAGAAGAAGGCCCGCACGGUCCUCAAGUCCACGUCCAAGCUCAUGACGCAGAUGCGCAUGGGCAAGAAGAAGCGGGCCAUGAAAGGCAAAAAGCCGUCCUUCAUGGUGAUCCGCUUCCCCGGCCGGCGCGGCUAUGGCCGGCUGCGACCUCGAGCCCGGUCCCUUAGCAAGGCGUCCACGGCCAUCAACUGGCUGACCAAGAGGUUCCUGCUCAAGAAGGCCGAGGAGUCCGGCAGCGAGCAGGCGGCGGUGGACGCCUGGCUGCAGCGCUCGGGCUCCCGCAAGCUGCCCUUCCCGUCGGGCGCCGAGAUCCUGCGGCACGGAGGGGGCCGCCUGCGCAGGUUCCCGCGCAGCCACAGCAUCUACUCCUCCGGGGAGCCCGUGGGCUUCCUGCCCUUCGAGGACGAGGCCCCGUUCCGGCACGCGGGCUCCCGCAGGUCGCUGUACGGGCUGGAAGGCUUCCAGGACCUGGGCGAGUACUAUGACUACCACCGGGAGGGCGACGAUUACUACGACCAGCGGUCGCUGCACCACUACGAGGAACGGGAGCCCUACCUGGCUGGCUACGGACCGUACAGCCCGGCCUGGCCGCCCUAUGGUGACCACUACCGUGGGUACCUGCCCGAAGACCCCCGUGACUACUACCGUCCUGACUACUACGGCGACACCGUCUACCCAGGCUACGGCUACUACGAGGAUUUUGAGCCGCCGUAUGCACCCCCGUCGGGGUAUUUGUCUCCCUAUGGCUACCAUGAUGGCUCUGAGGGUGAGGCCUACCCGUACAGCUACCACCUGGAUCCCUAUGCACCCUACGCACCCUACGCACCCUACGACCAGCUGUACCCGCCUUACAGCCUCCCGUACGACACCCUCUACGAUGGACCUUACUUCGAUCCCUAUGGGGUCCCCUACGCUGAAGGCAUCUAUGGUGGCGGGGACGAAGCCAUCUACCCCCCUGGGGUGCCCUAUCUCUACCCGGAAGAGCCAGCCUUUGCGUACCCCUGGGUGCCUCCGCCCAUCUUGUCGCCCCACAACCCGUAUGCCCACCCCAUGGAUGACAUUGCCGAGCUAGAGGAGCCCGAGGACGUGGGUGGGGAAGAACGGCAGCAGACCUCCUUCCGCCUGCCCAGCGCGUCCUUCUUUGAGCAGCAAGGCAUGGACAAGCCCACCCGAUCCAAGCUGUCCCUCGUCCGCAAGUUCCGCCUCUUCCCGCGGCCUCAGGUGAAGCUGUUUGGGAAGGAGAAGCUGGAGGUGCCCCUGCCCCCGUCCCUGGAUAUCCCUCUGCCCUUGGGGGACACCGAGGAAGAGGAGGAAGAGGAGGAGCUACCCCCGGUGCCCUCGAUGCCCUAUGCUCACCCUUACUGGGGUUUCCUCACACCGCGCCAGCGAAACCUCCAGAGGGCCCUGUCGGCCUUCAGUGCCCACCGAGGCCUGGGCUUCAGCCCCGAGUUUGGCCAUCCAACGCCUCGCCCAACCACCUCACUGGCACGAUUUCUCAAGAAAACGCUAUCGGAAAAGAAGCCCGCCCAACGGCUCAAAGGCAGCCAGAAAACCCACAGGGGAGGCCCUGCAGUAAGAGAGGCAGCCUACAAACGCUUUGGCUACAAGCUGGCCGGUAUGGACCCCGACCGGCCCAAUACCCCUAUCAUGCUGAGGCGGGCUCAGCCACAAGCUCGCAACAACAACAACUCCCAUGGCCCACCCUCUCCCAGGCCCUUACCCCAGGCCCUUGCCCACUGGAGUGCACUCAUCCCCCCUCCUGUGCCCGCGCAGUCCCCUAGUCCUGGCCCACCCCCCACCCCCCCCCUUUCUCCCACCCUCUCCAGCCGGCCCCAGCCGACAUCCCCCUACAGCUCCCUCCGCAGGCACCCACCGCCUUGGGCCGCCCCAGCUCACGUGCCCCUUGCACCCCAGGCAAAUUGGUGGGCCUUUGCAGAGUCCCCUCCUAUAAGGCCAGACACCACCCAUGAACUUCUGGCCUUUCCUGUACCCCGGCCCUCAUUCAGGGCCUCCCGUGGCCAUGGUCAUGGGCGAGGGGUGGCCUUUGGCUUCCCCAGGACCUCCCCAGUGGGGUCAAGGCGGCAGGCCUGGACCCAUUUGCCCUCACCGCGGCCCUCGUUGAGGAGCUUGUCAGGUCAGGGCUACCACUCACCUGUGGGGUCCCUGUCCCCUCAGGUGUCCCGCCUCAGGGGUCCCUUCCAGCCCCCCUUCCCACCCCCUCCUCACCGGCCUCAAUCACUAAGGAAACCUCUGCCACUUCGCAGAGGCUCUGGGCGCCUAGGCCCACCCCGAUCACCGGUGCUGGGUUCUCCCCGACCACCCUCACCACCUCCACUGCUGGGCCAGGGCCCUCGGCACCGGUCCCUCAACCUGCCUUCACGUCUGCCACGCACGUGGCGGCGCCUCAGCGAGCCACCCACCCGGGCUGUGAAACCAUGGGUCCAUGGGCCUUUCCGCCAGCCAACCAGUGCCGGCCCUUGGGGGACAGCCACAGGGUCCCUGGAGCACCAGGAAAACCAGAACGAACCAGAGGACUCAGACACGCCCUGGACGGUGCCCCCACUGGCUCCCAGCUGGGAUGUGGACAUGGCUCCUACCCAGCGCCCACCCUCCCCUUGGCCAGGAGGUGUGGGCAGCCUCCGAGGCUUUUCUAGGCCACCUCCUGUGCCCGAAAACCCCUUCCUAGAACACAUGGGCUCCACAUCGUCACCCAUCCCUGAGCCUGAGGACCCAGCUUCUGACUCAGCUGGUGUCUUCCUGGGCCAAUACCACGACCCAGGCCCUGGGCAGCCUACCAAGUCAGCUGGCCCAAGCUUGGAGAAUCCUGAAGAAGAGGUCACCCUAAGUGACCCCCAACCACCAGCCAAGCCUGAGACCUUGAUCCCAGUACUUUCCGAGGAUGUCCACCCAGAGAAGAAAAUCUUACAAUUCAGUCUCUCAUACCCCCUGGCCACUCAGACAAGGGCCACAUGGCCACCGUGGAAGCGCUGGAAGACACUACCCAGAGCUCAGAACCCAAUCUCCCAACCUUCUCAUUUCAGAGUGUGGCCCAAAGGCCAGGAGACAGUGGGGCACGGGUCCUUGGCACCUACCAGGACUCCAGGACCCCUGCCUAAGGCGGGUGCACGGCCCCAGGCUGGCCCUGGGCGGUUUGCUGUCGUCAUGCCUCAGGUGCGAGGACUAAGCUCGUUUCAGCGAACGGGACCUGCUGCCUCAAAGUCCCCCAAAGAGCCAACCCAGAACUCGGAGAAGGGCUUGGAGCCCCAAGCCUGGCAUCCUCGCUGGUCCCACCCCUGGCCACAAGCAUGUGCCCACCCUCUCUGGCCACAAGUACACACCCACUCUCGAUCCCGCAUCCUGGGCCAUAGAGCUACCUUCCUGUCUCUCAGGGAUCCCUGGAAAGAGAUUGGUCCCAAAAGCUGGCGGAACAAGAUGCACUCCAUCCGCAACUUGCCUUCUAUGCGGUCCCAUGAGCAGCACAGGGAAGAUGGUGUGGAGGACAUGACACAAUUGGAAGACCUCCAGGAGACCACUGUGCUAGCCAAUCUCAAGACCAGAUUUGAGCGCAACCUCAUCUACACCUACAUUGGCAGCAUCCUGGUAUCGGUGAACCCAUACCAAAUGUUUGGGAUCUACGGGCCGGAGCAGGUGCAACAGUACAGUGGGCGUGCCCUGGGAGAGAACCCCCCGCACCUCUUCGCAGUUGCUAAUCUCGCCUUAGCCAAAAUGCUGGAUGCCAAACAGAACCAGUGUGUCAUCAUCAGCGGGGAGAGUGGCUCUGGAAAAACAGAGGCCACAAAGCUGAUUCUGCGCUACCUGGCCGCCAUGAACCAGAAAAGGGACGUCAUGCAGCAGAUCAAGAUCCUGGAGGCAACACCUCUCUUGGAAGCCUUCGGUAAUGCCAAAACCGUAAGGAACGACAACUCCAGUCGCUUUGGGAAGUUCAUGGAAAUCUUUCUGGAAGGGGGCGUGAUCUCUGGUGCCAUAACCUCCCAGUACCUGCUGGAGAAGUCAAGGAUCGUGUUUCAGGCCAAAAACGAGAGAAAUUACCACAUUUUCUAUGAGCUGCUGGCUGGGCUCCCUGCACAGCUGCGGCAGGCCUUCAGCCUACAGGAGGCCGAGACCUAUUACUACCUGAACCAGGGUGGGAACUGUGAAAUCACCGGCAAGAGCGACUCGGACGACUUUCGCCGCCUGCUGGCUGCCAUGGAGGUGCUGGGUUUCAGCGGUGAGGACCAGGACAGCAUCUUCCGCAUCCUGGCCUCCAUCUUGCAUCUGGGCAAUGUCUACUUCGAGAAGUAUGAGACGGAUGCCCAGGAGGUGGCCUCAGUGGUGAGCGCCCGGGAGAUCCAGGCUGUGGCAGAGCUGUUGCAGGUGUCCCCCGAGGGCCUGCAGAAGGCCAUUACCUUCAAAGUGACCGAGACAAUGAGAGAGAAGAUCUUCACACCCCUGACUGUGGAGAGUGCAGUGGAUGCCAGGGACGCCAUUGCCAAGGUCUUGUAUGCACUGCUGUUCAGCUGGCUCAUCGCCAGAGUCAACGCACUGGUGUCCCCAAGGCAGGAUGCAUUGUCCAUCGCCAUCCUGGACAUUUAUGGCUUUGAGGACCUGAGCUUCAAUAGCUUUGAACAGCUGUGCAUCAACUAUGCCAAUGAGAACCUUCAGUACCUGUUCAACAAAAUCGUCUUCCAGGAGGAGCAGGAGGAAUAUAUUCGGGAGCAGAUAAACUGGCGAGAGAUCGCCUUUGCAGAUAACCAGCCAUGCAUCAACCUCAUCUCGCUGAAGCCCUACGGCAUCCUGCGUAUCCUUGAUGACCAAUGCUGCUUCCCACAGGCCACAGACCACACAUUCCUGCAGAAGUGCCACUACCACCAUGGCGCCAACCCACUCUACUCCAAGCCCAAGAUGCCACUGCCCGAGUUUACCAUCAAGCACUACGCAGGCAAGGUCACCUACCAGGUGCACAAGUUCCUAGACAAGAACCAUGACCAGGUGCGCCAAGAUGUGCUGGACCUGUUCAUGCAGAGCCGGACGCGGGUGGUGGCACACCUCUUCUCCAGCCACGCAGCACAGGCUGCCCCUCAGCGCCUGGGCAAGAGCAGCUCUGUCACCCGACUCUACAAGGCGCAUACCGUGGCGGCCAAGUUCCAGCAGUCGCUCCUGGAUCUGGUGGAAAAGAUGGAGAGGUGUAAUCCCUUAUUCGUCCGUUGCCUGAAACCCAACCACAAGAAGGAGCCAGGUCUCUUUGAACCAGAUGUGAUGAUGGCACAGCUGCGCUAUUCAGGGGUGCUGGAGACUGUGCGGAUCCGCAAGGAGGGCUUUCCAGUCCGACUCCCCUUCCAGGUGUUUAUCGACAGGUACCGCUGUCUGGUGCCUCUCAAGCUCGACCUGCCAGCAGACGGGGACAUGUGUGUGUGUGUGCUGAGCCGCCUGUGCACAGUCAUGCCAGAUACAUACCGUGUGGGGGUGAGCAAGCUCUUCCUCAAGGAACACCUGCACCAACUGCUGGAGAGCAUGCGGGAGCACGUGCUGAACCGGGCUGCCCUCACGCUGCAGCGCUGCCUGCGUGGCUUUUUCAUCCAGCGCCGCUUCCGCUCCUUGCGCCGCAAGAUCAUCCUGCUGCAAAGCCGGGCCCGGGGCUACCUGGCCAGGCAACGCUAUCAGCAGAUGAGGCAGAAUCUGGUAAAGUUCCGGUCCCUGGUGCACACCUACGUGAACCGCCGCCGCUUUCUCAAGGAGCUCAGCAAGCGGGAGGUGGUGGCUGUAGGGCACCUGGAGGUUCCAGCCGAGCUGGCUGAGCUCUUGAAAGCAGAAGCAGGCCUCAAUCUGGCUGGUGUGCCCCGAGUAGCCCCUGUGAGGACUCCUCGGCUCCAAGCUGAGCCCCGUGUCACACUACCUCUAGAUAUCAACAAUUACCCCAUGGCCAAGUUUAUCCGGCGCCACUUCAAGGAACCUGCCUUUGGGAUGCUGACAGUGCCCCUGAGGACACCCCUCACGCGGCUGCCCACUGAGUACCAUGCAGAAGCAGUGAGCAUCUUCAAGCUGAUCCUGCGUUUCAUGGGGGACCCCCACCUACAUGGCACCCAGGAGAUGAUCUUGGGGAACUACAUCGUGCACCAGGGGCUGGUGGAACCAGAGCUUCGGGAUGAGAUCCUGGCCCAGUUGGCCAACCAAGUAUGGCGCAAUCACAAUGCCCACAAUGCUGAGCGUGGCUGGCUGCUGCUAGCUGCCUGCCUCAGUGCCUUCGCACCUUCCUCACGCCUCGAGAAGUUCCUCCUCAAGUUUGUGUCUGAUUAUGGGCAGAAUGGCUUCCAGGCUGUAUGCCAGCACCGCCUCCUGCAGGCCAUGGGCUCAGGGACCGCCCGCACCUUCCCCCCAACACAGCUGGAGUGGGUUGCCACUCAGGAGAAGGCUGGCAUGGCGUUGGAUGUGAGCUGCUUCAAUGGUGACCAGUUCUUCUGCCCAGUGCAUUCCUGGAGUACGGGGGAAGAGGUGGCUGGAGACAUUCUGAGGCACAGGGGCUUGUCUGAUGGCUGGCGGGGCUGGACAGUAGGUAUGAAGAACGGAGCCCAGUGGGCGGAACUGGCGGGCCAUGACUACGUGCUAGACCUAGUGUCACACCUGGAGCUGCGCAGGGACUUCCCGCGACAGAAGUCCUACUUCAUCGUGGGUGCAGAAGGGCCCGUGGCUGGCAGAGGAGGCCCCAGAGUGGUGUUUGGGAACUUCUGGGACUCAGAUGAGGAUAUACCCACAAAGCCCCAGGGCCACAUGCCCAAAGUGCCUGACUCCGAUGGGUUCUGUAGCCACAGUGAGGACACUACAAAUGGGAAGACUGAAGCCCCAAGAGGGCCCGGGACCUAUCAAGAUGCAGACAGCCUUCAAGAACCUGCUGUGGCCCCACCAGGGCUGGAUGGAUACCUGGACAGCCUCUUUGACCCUGUGCUGGCCUGUGGGAAUGUGGACUUGGACAAGCCGACAGCCAUUGCCUACCGCAUGAAAGGCGGGGGCCAGCCUGCUGGUGGUGGUAGCAGCGGUUCGGAAGAUACCCCCUGGAGGACCCCGGAGCCCAAGCCUAUCCCAGGCCUGGAUGCCUCCACGCUGGCUCUGCAGCAAGCCUUCAUCCACAGGCAGGCAGUGCUACUGGCCCGGGAGAUGACCCUGCAGGCUUUGGCACUCCAACAGCAACAGCCUCUGAGUCUAGCCCCAGGACCCCUGCCCCCAGAGAAAUCCCCAGCAUCGGAGACCCAGCCAAAACCUGCAGCCACGGGUCCUCCGGCCAAGCCAGUGCGCAUGCGCCCCACUGCACAGCCUUUGGCCUCAGUCCCUGCAGCCAAGGCCCAAAGAACCCCCAACAAGCCCGUGGCUGCCCCGAUCCUAGCUCAGGAUCAGGCUUCUCCAAAAUCCACCUCGGCCUCCCCCGAGCUGGUCCGCUACUCCACUCUCAACUCAGAGCACUUCCCACAGCCCACACAGCAGAUCCGGAACAUCGUCAGGCGGUACCAGCAGCCACCCUGGGGAGACCGCCCCAAAGCCCACAGAAUGGAUGGUGGGAAAGUGUUCAUGAAGCGCCCUGAUCCCCAUGAGGAGGCCCUUAUGAUCCUAAAGGGGCAGAUGACCCACCUGGCAGCAGUGCCUGGCACCCAGGUAUCAAGAGAGGCUGUAGCCCUGGUGAAGCCGGUAACCAGUGCCCCAAGACCAUCCAUCGUGCCCACUCCAGUGCUGCCUUCAAGGUCGCUGGAGCCCCUGGAAGAUCCCAAGCAGACACAGCUGCACCAUCCAGUCAACCCCAACUUCUAUGGCUAUCAGGAUGCCCCAUGGCAGAUCUUCCUGCGGAAAGAGGUGUUCUACCCCAAGGACAGCUUCAACCACCCUGUGCAGCUAGACCUCCUGUUCCGGCAGAUCCUCCAUGACACGCUGUCUGAGGCCUGCCUGCGCAUCUCUGAAGAGGAGCGGCUCAGGAUGAAGGCCCUGUUUGCCCAGAACCAGCUGGACACACAGAGGCCUCUGGCGACGGAGAGUGUGAAGCGGGCGGUGGUCAGCAUGGCCCGGGACAGCUGGGAAGUUUACUUCUCCCGUCUCUUCCCAGCCACGGGCAGUGUGGGCACUGGUGUGCAGAUCCUUGCUGUGUCUCACACGGGGAUCAAGCUGGUGAGGAUGGUCAAGGCCAGCAGAGAGUCCAGAGGACAGCUGCGGGUCCUACGCGCAUACAGCUUUACAGACAUCCUGUUUGUGACCAUGCCAUCACAGAACAUGCUGGAGUUCAACCUGGCCAGCGAGAAGGUCAUUCUCUUCUCAGCCCGAGCCCACCAGGUCAAAAUCCUGGUGGACAACUUCAUUCUGGAGUUGAAGAAGGACUCUGACUAUGUGGUUGCUGUGAGGAACUUCCUGCCUGAUGACCCUGAGCUGCUGGCCUUCCAUAAGGGUGACAUCAUCCACCUGCAGCCUCUGGAGCCACCUAGAAUGGGCUACAGCGCCGGCUGUGUGGUACGCAAGAAGCUGGUGUACCUGGACGAGCCGCCGCAGAGAGGCCCUGACUUUGGCUGGCGGUUUGGGACGGUCCAUGGGCACGUGGGCCGCUUUCCUUCGGACCUGGUGCAGCCGGCGGCGGCGCCUGACUUUCUUCAGCUGCCAGCCCAGGCCAGCCGAGGUCGGGCUGCCACCGUAGCUGCUGCUGUGGCCUCGGCGGCAGCAGCAAGGGAGGUGGGCCUCAGGAGAGAGGGGCCCCUCGUCAGGGCAUGUUCCACUGACCCUGGGGAGGACGCCCUGGCACUCCCACCAAGCACAAUGCUUGAGUUUGCCCAGAAGUACUUCCGAGACCCUGGAAGGCAGCCUGGGGAUGGCCUCAGGCAGAAGUCCAAGGAGGAUAAGGAAUCCAGAGCCCUGACAGACAUGCUUCGCUUCACUAAGGUCCCAAUCCAGGAAUCCCUCAUCGAACUCCGUGACAGCAGCCUUAACAGGAUGGCCAUUGAUAUGUUCCUAGCCGUGAUGAGAUUCAUGGGUGACGCUCCCCUGAAGGGCCAGAGUGAACUGGACGUGCUCUGUACACUCUUGAAGCUUUGUGAGGACUAUGAGGUCAUGCAAGAUGAAUGCUACUGCCAGGUUGUGAAGCAGAUCACGGACAACACCAGCAACAAGCAGGACAGCUGUCAGCGGGGCUGGAGGCUGCUGUACAUUGUGACUGCUUACCACAGCUGCUCUGAAGUCCUCUACCCACACCUUGUUCGCUUCCUCCAACAUGUGAGCGGGACCCCAGGCCUGCCCUUCCAGGGAAUCGCCAAGGCCUGUGAGCAGAACCUGCAGAAGACCUUGCGUUUCGGAGGCCGCUUGGAGCUCCCUAGUAGAAUGGAGCUACGGGCCAUGCUGGCAGGCCGCAGUUCCAAGAGGCAGCUCUUUCUUCUUCCUGGAGGCCUUGAGCGCCACCUAAAGAUCAAAACGUGCACUGUGGCCAGAGACGUGGUGGAGGAGAUCUGUGCUGAGAUGGCCCUGACACGCCCUGAGGCCUUUGAUGAGUAUGUCAUCUUUGUUGUCACCAACGGAGGUCAGCACGUGUGUCCGCUCAGCCGCCGGGCCUACAUUCUGGACGUAGCCUCAGAAAUGGAGCAGGUGGAUAGCAGCUACAUGCUCUGGUUUCGGAGGGUGCUCUGGGAUCAGCCACUCAAGUUUGAGAACGAGCUGUACGUGACCAUGCACUACAACCAGGUACUGCCUGACUACCUGAAGGGCCUCUUCAGCAGUGUAUCAGCCAGCCGGCCCAACGAGCAGCAGCUGCAGCAAGUGUCCAAGCUGGCCUCACUGCAGCACCGCGCCAAGGACCACCUGUACCUGCCCAGUGUGCGGGAGAUCCAGGAGUACAUCCCCACUCAGCUCUACCACACGACAGCCAGCGACAUCUGGCUCAACCUGGUCAGCCAGCACCGACAGCAGACACAGGCGCUCAGACCCCACCAGGCCCGCGCCCAGUUCCUGGGCCUCCUCAGUGCUUUUCCUAUGUUCGGCUCCUCAUUCUUCUUCGUCCAGAGCUGCAGCAAUGCCACGGUGCCAGCCCCCUGCAUCCUUGCUGUUAACCACAAUGGCCUCAACUUCCUCAGUACCAAGACCCACGAGCUGAUCGUGAAGUUUCCCCUGAAGGAUAUCCAGUCGACACGGACCCAAAGGCCCACAACCAACUCCAGCUACCCCUAUGUGGAGAUCACACUGGGGGACGUGACAGCCCAGCGUACCAUACAGCUGCAGCUAGAGCAGGGUCUGGAGCUCUGUCAUGUGGUGGCCGUGCACGUGGAGAACAUGCUGCGUGCCCGGGAGGAACGGCUCACGCUGCCCCCCAGCGAGAUCACCCUGCUCUGACAGUCCUGCCUUCCAC
This is a messenger RNA of Jaculus jaculus (lesser Egyptian jerboa), 10573 nucleotides long. It is a transcript of the gene Myo15a, whose product is annotated as myosin XVA. The record is from RefSeq and is a predicted model, not a curated record. Gene Ontology annotation, molecular function: ATP binding; cytoskeletal motor activity; protein binding. Lineage: Eukaryota; Metazoa; Chordata; Mammalia; Rodentia; Dipodidae. Gene Ontology annotation, cellular component: cytoskeleton; myosin complex.